This is a messenger RNA of Pungitius pungitius (ninespine stickleback), 1063 nucleotides long. RefSeq names its product protein FAM181B. The record is from RefSeq and is a predicted model, not a curated record. Lineage: Eukaryota; Metazoa; Chordata; Actinopteri; Perciformes; Gasterosteidae.
AUGUUUACAGGAACUUCAUGAGCAGCAUCAGGACCGAGGGUUUGUCGGCGGUAAGAAAAAGACAUGCUCUGAAGAAACUUUGGUUUCAGGCAGCACAGCGGAUGCCACAGGUGCAGCCGCUGGGCUCCGCAGAGUAAUGGCUGUUCAGACAGCAAUCAUGAACCCUCAGUUCAUGAAUUUCUGCUUCCCUGGCUCUGUGAUGGAGUACGACGUGGAGAAGAGUCUGGACGGGAGUCUCCUGGGUGAGGCGGAAACUGAGGAGGACUACAGAGAGACCACCAGCGACCUGCUGAGCUUCAUAGACUCGGCCUCCAGCAACAUCAAGCUGGCUCUGGACAAGCCGGUGAAAUCCAAGAGGAAAGUCAACCACCGGAAGUACCUGCAGAAGCAGAUCAAACGGUGCACGGGCAUCAUAACGCCAGCCAACGCAGCAGAGGCCCCGGUCAAGAGGCAGGGCUCCCCCGCGGCGGCUCAGCCCUCGCAGAGCAAAACUCCACCCAAACGCGACGGGGUCCAGGCCAGCUUGCAGAGCAAGAGCUUGGCAGCCUCUUCCCUCUUCAGUCCUGUGAAGGAUAUAAGGGGCGAAAAAAACCCGGAAACCACCCCUGAGGCACCGCAACUGCCUGCCCCCUCUUUCUUCACCGAGCCGGCCAACUGCUCCAAAGUCAGCUCCACAUCUGGGAUGACGCUGAAGGACUUGGAGCGAGGCAACCCCGAGGCCGCCGAGUUCUUUGAGCUCCUGGGGCCCGACUACAGCAUGGUCAGCGAACAGGACCUUUAUCAAAGUGUCCGAGUGCAGCCGGAGAUGGGAGGCCCCGAUCCCACUUCCUACGACGCUCAGCAUUUGGUCGGCGGUCUCCUCUACUCGGAGCUGACUAGCUACUCUGGAGCGUGUAAGAAAGUAGGUCUGAGCCAGCCUCCCGUCUACUCGCCUCCGUCUGAGGCCGCUUCUGGGUCCAUAGAGGACAACGCGCUGUGCACUUUGGCCUUCCCCAACUACUUCACGGACUGCUCUGUACCUCAGGCCACUUAUGAUUUAAGUGAUGGUUAUAACAGAGCGAAU